AUGAAGACCAACUCCUGUCAACUUGCCAGUGCCCAGACAUCACGACCAGCUAACUCUGGUAGUAGUCGAUUCCCGCCUCAACAUCAGGAGCUUGCGGAUGAAUCGUCUCGUUUGUACCAGGUCGCAAACGUUACAAAGAAACUCAGUACCAGAAGAAGUACCUCGCCAGCGAGGUGCAAACUAUCCGUAGAUAUAUUAGCGGACAAGACUGAUAGAAAUUGA
Fusarium oxysporum Fo47 is the source of this 222-nucleotide messenger RNA. RefSeq lists its product as uncharacterized. Lineage: Eukaryota; Fungi; Ascomycota; Sordariomycetes; Hypocreales; Nectriaceae. The record is from RefSeq and is a predicted model, not a curated record. The transcript is spliced from 3 exons. Bases 1 to 222 code for a protein of 73 amino acids.